AUGGCAGGAAUCGAGGAGCUUUCACCAGCUGCGGGCCCGGUGGCAACCCGGCCCCCUGAGGAUGAAAUUGACGACGACGAAGACGAUGAUGACCUCGAUGAGACUCUGGUGGAGCGGUUGUGGGGCCUGACAGAGAUGUUUCCCGACACAGUUCGCACGGCCGCCGAGUUCUCCGCACAGUGUUCGGUCUCGCUGGCUAAAAAGUUUUACAGUUUUUCUCGCUCGGCCCUCUGGGUGGGAACGACCUCCUUCAUGAUCCUGGUGUUGCCUGUUGUGUUUGAGACGGAGCGGCUACAGCUGGAGCAGCAGCAGUUACAGCAGCAGCGACAGAUCCUGUUGGGGCCGAACACUGGAAUGUCUGGUGGGGUGCCGGGCAUGAUGCCGUCAGCCCCCGGAAAGAUGUGA
Molecule: messenger RNA, 405 nt
Organism: Nerophis lumbriciformis (worm pipefish)
Lineage: Eukaryota; Metazoa; Chordata; Actinopteri; Syngnathiformes; Syngnathidae
Source: RefSeq, a predicted model, not a curated record